Molecule: messenger RNA, 2314 nt
Organism: Microdochium trichocladiopsis
Lineage: Eukaryota; Fungi; Ascomycota; Sordariomycetes; Xylariales; Microdochiaceae
Product: glycosyl hydrolase
Exons: 1
Coding region: 64-1968 (634 amino acids)
Biological process (GO): sucrose catabolic process
Cellular component (GO): fungal-type vacuole
Molecular function (GO): sucrose alpha-glucosidase activity
Source: RefSeq, a predicted model, not a curated record
GUUUUGUGAUUUCUUUUCACCUCUGCCGCAGCCGUCACCACACAACAGAAGAGUGUCUUGAUCAUGCUGUCCCUCGCCACCAUCAGCCUGUUGGCUGCCGUGGUUGCCGCCCAGGAUGUCAGCACCUAUGUGAACCCCGCAGUGCCCACGGGUGUUCCCAUCGCGGGCAACUAUACGGGCAACCUGCGGCCUCAGAUUCACUUCUCGCCGCCGCAGCACUUCAUGAACGACCCCAACGGCAUGUUCGUGGAUGACAAUGGUACCUGGCAUAUCUACUACCAGUACAACCCCACGGGCGUCGUGGCAGGCAACCAGCACUGGGGCCACGCGACGAGCCAGGACCUGUACCACUGGAUCAAUCAGCCCAUAGCCCUCUUCCCGCCCGAGGAGAGCACCUAUGUCUUCUCUGGCAGUGCCGUCAUCGACGUCAACAACACGUCGGGCUUCUUCCCCAACCAGACGAAUGGCGUGGUCGCCAUUACCACGCUUGCCCACUACAACAAGAACUCGGCUGGCACGCAGACCCAAGCCAUUGCCUACUCAAUGGACGGCGGCUUCACUUUCCAGUACUACAACGGCAACCCGGUCAUCAACAGCGAGUCGUCCCAGUUCCGCGACCCCAAGGUCAUCUGGUACGAGGAUCACUGGGUAGCCGUCAUCUCGUACGCCCAGGAAUUCGUCAUUGGCUUCUUCACCAGCCCUGAUCUCAAGACUUGGACACACGCCUCCAACUUCAGCCACCACGGUCUGCUCGGCACUCAGUACGAGUGCCCAAACAUUGUCCAGAUCCCUGUUCGCGACUAUGUGACCAAGGAACAGACCGACACAAAGUUUGUCUUGGCCAUCUCAGUCCAGCCCGGCGCCCCAUUGGGCGGCUCCAUUACGCAGUAUUUCCCUGGCGACUUCAACGGCACGCAUUUCACCGUGCUCGACUCGGCCACGCGCCUGACCGACUUCGCCAAGGACAACUAUGCCGCGCAGUACUUCUACGGCAACACCCCUGACGGCAACGCCAUCAACCUCGGCUGGGCUUCCAACUGGCAGUACGCCCAGACCGUGCCCACGGGCAAUCUCGAGGGCUGGCGGAGCUCCAUGACGUUGCCUCGCGUCAACUACCUCACCUACGCACCCCGCAUCGGUCUCGUCAUGGUUGACGAGGUCUACGACAUCAGCCCCGUGCUGGACAGGGAGCUCAACUCGACGACCUUUGGCAACGGCACCGUGAUUGUGGACUACAGCAGCGUCGACUCGGCGGCGCUGUACGUCGAGAUCAACGUGACCAACAUCGACACGACCAAGCUGCAGCAGUACACGACGCUCAACCUGACCUUUAGCAACCCCACCUCGGGCGAGGCGCUGUACACGGGCUUCUACUUCUCCGGCGACACGCCCUUCUUCAUCAACCGCGGCGCCGUCCGCGGCUUCGACAACGUCUUCUUCACCGACAAGUUCUCCGUCUCCGACAUCUACUACGACUUUGGCAGCUACGCGACAAACGACAACAACAACCCGCCCGAGCCCGGCGGUAACGGCACCGCAUACUCGGCCACAGCCUCGAGCUCGGGCAGCUCCUCCUCCUCCGCCACCGCCACCUCCAGCGCCGCCGCAUCCUCAAGCGCGCCGUCGUCCGGCCCCGUGCUCGCCGCGGGCACGCCGGCCAACUGGUCCAUGCAGGCCGUCAUCGACCGCUCGAUCCUCGAGGUGUUUGUCGACCAGGGCGUGCACGCCGCCACGGUGCUCUUCUUCCCCGAGGGCGAGCCCCUGUCGCUCGCGUACCUCAAGGCCCAGAACAUGCCGAGCGGCGCAGAGGUCAGCGUGGCCAUCUGGGCGCUCAAGUCCGCGUGGGCAGAGUACGAGGACGAGCAGGGCACGGUGCUGGGCAAUGUCACAACCAGCUCGAACGGCACUUCGGGGAGCUCCUCGCCGAGGAAGAGGCACAUGAUGUACGAGGGGAGCUUUGUAUACUAAGUUCGGUGAGGUGAAAGGUCGGUAGAUGUGGUAGGGACCUCCAGCCUAGUAGAAGAUAGUGUUCUGGUCAUGUUUGCUGUCUUGUCACGAGCCAAGAAAAUGUUUCGACGAGUCGAACGAUUGGAUGUGUACUAUAUUUGUAGCAGUCGGUGCACGAUAAGCUCGUUUUAAUCUUUAUUAUAGCGAUGAAACAUAGCUGCCCUUCUGGCAUGGGGCUAUUACAGCAUGUAUCCUAUCUCCAUGGAAAAUUUGGAGUUAUGUCCACAAACCUUGUACGCCCCAGGUGCCGAGGUGCUUGUGUAGCAUGCAUCUCGAACGAUCGAAUUGCCUACGGCAAGAAGUUGGG